Molecule: messenger RNA, 1931 nt
Organism: Pygocentrus nattereri (red-bellied piranha)
Lineage: Eukaryota; Metazoa; Chordata; Actinopteri; Characiformes; Serrasalmidae
Product: complement C1q-like protein 2
Exons: 4
Coding region: 220-828 (202 amino acids)
Molecular function (GO): protein binding
Source: RefSeq, a predicted model, not a curated record
ACCCAGAAAUGUUAUAUUCUCUAUAAUGCAAUGGGUAAAGUGAUUGAUUACGUAAUACAGUUGUGUCAGUUUGAGUCUGCAGGGGAACAAAGUCGAUCUGUUGAUGUUUGACCUGUCUUAAGGGGGGGGGCGUGGUUAUGUAGGGGUUGGUAGGGGGUGUUGUUUAUAUAAGCUCAGUGCUGAUGACCAUCUACGCUCAAUGUGUGUGAGCGGAGUAGAAUGAUGGAUUUGCAGAGUGUAUGUGUGCUGCUGGUGCUGCUGGUGUCUGCUGACGCUCACACAGCACCCCCUGCUGGCCUGGAAGAGAUCCACAAUGAACUACAGCAGCUCCGGAACAUCACUCAAGAGCAGGCUAUGGAGCUGACCGCUCUGAGAAGCAGACUGGAUUGUGCAGAACAGCAGCUGAAGGCUCAGAGAGAGGCUCCUAAAGUGGCGUUUGCUGUGUCUCUAGGCAGCAACGGACUCGUCUCCACCAAAAACUCACACCAAAAACUCAUCUAUAAAGAUGUCCUGACCAACGUCGGCAACGCCUACAGUCCAGAGACAGGUGUGUUUAAAGCCCCGGUGCGGGGUGUGUAUUUUAUCCGCUACACCGCCACAGCGCCCACCGAAGGCCUGAUGAGCGCGGUGCUGUAUAAGAACGGCGAAGUCCAGCUGACGGUGCACGAGCCGCCGGCCGGACCAGGCAGCGACACUGCAUCCAACGGCGCCGCCCUGCUGUUAGAGCAGGGAGACGAGCUCUACAUGCAGCUGUUGCCGAACUCACACCUGUGGGACAACGCCAGCCACCACAGCACCUUCAGUGGCUUCCUGCUCUACACCAUGUGACCCCAAUGAAUUCUGGGAUGUGGAGUCCAUGCUCUCCUGAUCCAUCAGCUCAUUAAACAGCUCUAAGUUCAUGUUCAGAUCUGAUCUUUCUGCCUUUACAGAUCCAGAUGUGUCAUUCAUGUGAACAUUCUCCCCGAAAACACACAUACAGGCCUGCGAGGACCCAUCAGGCCCUUAUUAAUAACGCCGGUUAGAAUCUCUAUGGAGAAAAUGAACAGUGUUUCAGAAAGUCUCCACCUUCUCACCCUGCAAAGCAAAACCUGAUACAAUCUGUCCUACAUAUAGUUUCUCCUUCUUAUGAGGCCUUUAAACAGUCAAAAUACAAACACUGCUGCAUAAACAGUGGGGUCUAAAGUCUGACAGCGCUGGUGAAAAUGCUUUUAAUUGCACUAUGUUGUAACCUAAUACAAAUAUCUACAUUACACAUAAUAUUAUCAGCAUAAUAAUUUAAAUUAAAAGUAAAAUCUUUAAAAUUUAAUAUGAAUUUCAGAACUGUGUCUGUCUGUCUGCCCUGCGAUGGACUGGCGACCUGUUCAGGGUGUAUCCUGCCUCCCGCCCGAUGACUGCUGGGAUAGGCAAAAUUCAUACUAAUAUUUAAAGGUGUUACUUUUAAUUUAAAUUAUUAUGCUGAUAAUACAAGUUGUAAUGGAAAUCUGUGUAUUACGUUAGAACAUAAUGCACAUUAAAAGCUGUGUAACAUGGGAUAUGAUGGACAUGAGAUUGGGGGAUGCGAGUGGUUUCACACAGCAGCAAAACAAUCAAAUCUGUGAUGGAAUCAGGAAAAAAAAAAAAACAUAAAAUGUAGGUUUAUCCUGGUUACGUACAGCAUGCUGCAUUCUUCAAAACCAAGAUUCUCCAUGAUAAAAAAACUAUUUUUCCCCAUUUUCUUUAAUAAAAGAGUUUAGCAUAGCAUGUAAACAAUACGCUAAAUGUUCGAACUCCUCAGUACAGACAGUCCAUAUACAGGAGCUAAACUGCAAGCACAGCUUGUUUUUAAUUCAUUUUUUCUGUGAUGUCAUGAGAACCAACUCAUUUACCUAGGUAGCCUACAGCAGUUUAGCCCCGCCCACUCACACUGAUUCGUUUCCAUAUACCAGUCUUAA